Messenger RNA from Gastrolobium bilobum, 381 nucleotides. RefSeq lists its product as uncharacterized. Lineage: Eukaryota; Viridiplantae; Streptophyta; Magnoliopsida; Fabales; Fabaceae. Gene Ontology annotation, molecular function: zinc ion binding. The record is from RefSeq and is a predicted model, not a curated record. The transcript is spliced from 2 exons. Bases 1 to 381 code for a protein of 126 amino acids.
AUGAAGAUGAGUAUGUCAUCUGGCUUGGGGGGAUCAAGUGGGAGUACGUCUUUUGGGUGUAGAACAACCUCACGGACUGGCGGUCAAAGGUGCAAAUGUGGGAGGCAAACAAUCAUCUAUACCUCCAAAACAGAGAGAAACCCAAAUAGGGCAUUCUUUGGGUGCCCUAAUUUCAAGGAUAAGAAGCCCUUUUGUAAUUUUUUUAGAUGGGUAGAUGAUGUAUGUAAUGAAAGGCUGGAGCUUGAAGAUGGAAGAAUGAACAAGGUGGAGUUGGAUGUUGCUGAAAUGGAUUUCAAGCUUCAGUAUGUGGACAUGAUGAUGAGUGACCAAUUGCAAGCUAAGUUGAAUGACCAAGGUGUGAAAUUAGUGAGCAAGAACUGA